Molecule: messenger RNA, 2520 nt
Organism: Cavia porcellus (domestic guinea pig)
Lineage: Eukaryota; Metazoa; Chordata; Mammalia; Rodentia; Caviidae
Gene: Slc2a4
Product: solute carrier family 2 member 4
Exons: 11
Coding region: 160-1689 (509 amino acids)
Biological process (GO): cellular response to insulin stimulus; D-glucose transmembrane transport
Cellular component (GO): perinuclear region of cytoplasm; membrane; endomembrane system
Source: RefSeq, a predicted model, not a curated record
AUCCCCGAGAGCCCGCUGCUCUGCGGCUCCGCGGCUGUGGCUGGGAGGGUCGCACCACGCCCGCCCUCCGCGAGUCGCUCCGGGACCCUCAGCCAGGCCCGGACCAGGACCCCCACCCGUCGCCUGUCAUCAUUGCGGCUCCGGCUCUUCUAAAACAGGAUGCCGACGGGCUUCCAACAGAUCGGCUCCGAAGAUGGGGAACUCCCUCGGCAGCAGAUGACAGGGACCCUGGUCCUCGCAGUAUUCUCCGCUGUGCUUGGCUCCCUGCAGUUUGGCUAUAACAUUGGGGUCAUCAAUGCCCCGCAGAAGGUGAUUGAACAGAGUUACAAUGAGACCUGGUUGGGGAGGCAGGGGCCGGACGGACCCGGCUCCAUCCCACCAGCCACCCUCACCACCCUCUGGGCUCUCUCCGUGGCCAUCUUCUCUGUAGGCGGCAUGAUUUCCUCCUUCCUUAUUGGCAUCCUGUCUCAGUGGCUGGGAAGGAAGAGGGCUAUGCUGGCCAACAACGUCCUAGCACUGCUGGGUGGCUCCCUCAUGGGCCUGGCCAAAGCCGCCUCCUCCUAUGAGAUCCUCAUUCUGGGACGGUUCCUCAUUGGCGCCUACUCAGGCCUGACAUCUGGGCUGGUGCCCAUGUAUGUGGGAGAGAUUGCUCCCACUCACCUUCGGGGAGCCUUGGGGACACUCAACCAACUGGCCAUCGUGAUUGGCAUUCUGAUAGCCCAGGUGCUGGGCUUGGAGACCAUGCUGGGCACUGCCACCCUGUGGCCACUGCUCUUGGGAAUCACAGUGCUGCCUGCCCUCCUGCAGCUGGUCCUGCUACCCUUCUGCCCCGAGAGCCCCCGCUACCUCUACAUCAUCCGGAACUUGGAGGGGCCUGCCCGAAAGAGUCUGAAGCGCCUGACGGGCUGGGCCGAUGUGUCCGAUGUGUUGGCUGAGCUGAAGGAUGAGAAGCGCAAGCUGGAGCAUGAGCGGCCACUGUCCCUGCUCCAGCUCCUGGGCAGCCACACCCACCGGCAGCCCCUGGUCAUUGCAGUCGUGCUGCAGUUGAGCCAGCAGCUGUCAGGCAUCAACGCCGUCUUCUAUUAUUCAACCAGCAUCUUUGAGUCGGCAGGGGUGGAGCAGCCAGCCUACGCCACCAUAGGCGCUGGAGUGGUCAACACCGUCUUCACCUUGGUCUCGGUGUUCCUGGUGGAAAGGGCUGGGCGCCGGACACUCCAUCUCCUGGGCCUGGCAGGCAUGUGUGCCUGUGCCAUCUUGAUGACUGUGGCUCUGCUUCUGCUGGAGCGAGUUCCUGCCAUGAGCUAUGUGUCCAUUGUGGCCAUCUUCGGCUUUGUGGCUUUCUUUGAAAUCGGCCCUGGCCCCAUCCCCUGGUUCAUCGUGGCUGAGCUCUUCAGCCAGGGACCUCGGCCAGCAGCCAUGGCUGUGGCUGGUUUCUCCAACUGGACCUGCAACUUCAUCAUUGGCAUGGGGUUCCAGUAUGUGGCGGAUGCUAUGGGUCCUUACGUCUUCCUGCUCUUCGCGGUCCUCCUGCUUGGCUUCUUCAUCUUCACCUUCUUAAAAGUGCCUGAAACUCGAGGCCGGACGUUUGACCAGAUCUCAGCCGCCUUCCGCAGGACACCCUCUCUGCUAGAGCAGGAGGUGAAGCCCAGCACGGAACUUGAGUACUUAGGGCCAGACGAGAAUGACUGAGGGGCGCGGCCAGGGGGAGCCAGCUGCCUCCAGCCCAGACCCCUCCUCUCUGCAGCACUUUAGCCCCUCCUUCCCCACUACUUCCAGGGUGCAGGGGACCCCUACGGCCUGGGAGGACUGGGAAGCUGAAGGGAAGGGUGGUCCGAGCACCCCCUCACUGCCCUGUGUGAUUCUCUUGGAUUAUUUAAGUGUCAUGGUUAGCUGUGGCCACGGGGGUGGGCCUCCCCUCUCCCUUCUCUCCUACCCCCACCUAGACUCCGCGCCAGAAUAGCCUUUCCCCUGUAGAGAGGGGGCCGCAGGCGUAGACGCUGCUUCUUUAGAGGGACGAAGGGACGCAGAGCAGGACGGAGAAGUCCAGCCCCGCCCCGGCUCUUCCCACCGUUAGCAUUUCACCAGAUUCUUGCCACAUGGCCUCUGGGUGAAGGGGGUUGUCUCGACCCCUCCAGGGCAAAGGGCGCACCCUCCCGGAGUCUGGCCUCCCCUUCCCUGCCUUCCUGCCAACUCAGCCUUCUGGGAUGAGAGGGAACACAGCAGUGGGUACUUACGAGUGGCGAGAAGGGACAGCAGGCGCCUGCCUAGACUUGGGGCCUUAUCUAAGGUGCACCUGCCACGCGGGCACCCUAGCUCUUCACUGCCGCUCCGAAGGGCACCACAGGCUUCUGACCAACCAAGGGCAGGCGGGGACUGAAAGGCCGCCUGCAGGCACUGGCUGGGAGGAGCCUGGGGACAUUUUUGUAUAUGUUUGAAGAGGAGGUAGGGAGCAGAAACCAAACGCUGCUGUUUUAAAUGUGUAUAUAGAGAUUCAUCUAUAAAGUCACUGUAAGACGACAA